AUGAAGUGGCUGGUUCUCAUCGUGUGUCUGGGUCAUCUCUCUGUCGGAGCCAAAGCUCGGGACAGUGAUGACGCGAGGAUCGUGGCCAAGAGGUCGACCAAGACAGCCAUCAUCCUCACCACCUCCACCACCAUCCGGCCCUACACCUGCGCCCUUACCGUCAACGCACCUGUCUGUCAGCGUCGCCGGUUCAAGCGUUACACUCCCAUUGAGGAUGAGCGGAUUAUAGCAAAUGAGGCGGCGCAGCUGGAGGGGUCGCUGGCUGAGUACGAGAAGGGCGCCAACACAGACUUUAGGGAGCCUCGCAUCGCCCUCACCUUCAUCUCCACCACCUCCAGCACCUACACCGUCACCGUCACCUCCACCAACACAGCCAUCACCUUCUCCCUCUCUUACUACUGUACCGUCAACGGCGCCAGUUAUCCCCCGAGGUGUGGCUAAACUCUGAACUCCGAUAUUCGCCACAGGGAUAGGAGGAAGGAUAGUCCCAGCUUGCGGAUAGUCAUCAAAGAACACCUAUCACUCCCGAUUCUCUCACUUCAGCCGUAUACUGCUCACUUAUUUCACAGGAAUAAUUUAUAACCAGAACUCAGUUUUACUCAUUUGAACAGUUUAAAAAAAAAAGUUAUCAGCAUGAGUUUAAGUGUUACAAAACGUUUAUAUGCGUUGAUAGCAGCCUAAGCGUUAAACAUGAUAUUAAACAUUUUAUCAACGUGUUCACAUUUUGUUCAAUCAUGUAUAAGUAAUCCAGGAAAGCAUUAAAUAAUAAUGAAUGUAGGUGCUGACGCGUACAUGCUGGGCGGUCCAUUGUCCUUAAUG
Molecule: messenger RNA, 819 nt
Organism: Procambarus clarkii (red swamp crayfish)
Lineage: Eukaryota; Metazoa; Arthropoda; Malacostraca; Decapoda; Cambaridae
Source: RefSeq, a predicted model, not a curated record